This is a messenger RNA of Athalia rosae (coleseed sawfly), 1699 nucleotides long. It is a transcript of the gene ATP6AP2, whose product is annotated as ATPase H(+)-transporting accessory protein 2. The transcript is spliced from 8 exons. The record is from RefSeq and is a predicted model, not a curated record. Gene Ontology annotation, cellular component: external side of plasma membrane; membrane. Gene Ontology annotation, biological process: positive regulation of Wnt signaling pathway. Gene Ontology annotation, molecular function: signaling receptor activity. NCBI's taxonomy places the organism in Eukaryota, Metazoa, Arthropoda, Insecta, Hymenoptera, Athaliidae. The coding region runs from base 118 to 1221 and encodes 367 amino acids.
AUAUUGUCGAUAACUCGAUUCGAGUGACGACUGUGUCAUAUGAUCGUAUUUGGGGUGUCUUGGGUUAAGUUCUGGUAGUGUUCUCGUUAGUUAUAUCUCAAGAGAAAAAUCAGCGUAAUGUUUGCGAAAAUAUUAUGUUUAACCUUUGCACUUGCUGCAGUGCAAGCUUCCGGGGACUUCACGGUGUUGCACGGUCCAGACAGCAUUAAUUUCCAUGGAGAGGAACCAGUCUCCCAAAGUCUUCUCAAAGAGAUCUUUACCGCAGCACUUGGAUAUACCGUAAAACUACGAGGUACAUGGAGUGGGAUGAGUAUCAUCGACCCUUUUCACCUCCCAGAAGCAGUAGUUGGUAUCGCUGUUGAAGGUGUCAACUCAUUAGAGUCACCUAGAGGCAAACGUUACCCUCUGAACGUCGAUGAGGGUGAAGAAACUACCUGGCAAAUCCUGAGUGGUCGUCUUGAGAAGCGAGACAACAUGAACAUCGAAGUUAGACUUAGCCUCGAAGACGGUGUCAAUGCGCUUGGGCACUCUAUUCUUGGAGAAUUGAAGCCCUCUGCGGAACAGCAUUCACCCAAAUCGUUGAACCCAAAAAACGAAGCAGAUCGCAAACUUCUGGAGGAAAUCCAGCUGCUAGACGCUAUCACCAAAAAAGUCCCAUCUGCAAUAACCGCAGAUGAUAAGCCAGACGUUUACUGGUUUGUUCUGUCCGCACUUGGUCCAGUCAUUGAUCUUCAUGGGGCUGAUUCUGCUGCUGCCAAAGAAGCUUAUACCCUUAUGAACGACGCCCUAGCUCGUCUUAGUAACGCAUUCAUGGAUGUUUACAGUGGAAAGGUUUUGAUUUGUGCGUUUACAAAUGAUGGUACUUAUGUUCGUCACACUCGUGAUGUGGUUGCUGAGAACCGUGCGGAUGCUGAGAAUUCUGCAGAUGCUGUAACGGGACAAAGUCUACGUAGCACUGUAGAUGAAACUACAGAAGCCAAUGUGAAUCAGAACUCCACUGAUUCGUCUGACAAAAAGCCAAGGGUUUUGAAGAGUGAUCAAAUUAACAUCUCCAAGGUGUACGACGCAACGUAUCCAGUCAUGUUCAAUAUCUUUCUGUGGUUUGGAGUUGCCUUUGUCUUCUCGCUCAUCGCCAUUUGCAUAACUAUCGCCGACAUGGAUCCAGGACGCGAUUCCAUCAUCUACCGAAUGACCUCUAACAGGAUGAAGAAGGACAACUGAGCAUGAAUGGAUGAACUAGGAGACUUGUAAACUUGCAACUGAAUAUUUGCUGAGUUCCACAGCUGAUAGAAAUUGUAAAUUCCAUAUUUAUAGAAUGUAUCGAUAUUAAUAUAGUUUCAUUUAUUGUUAUCAAUACAGUGUCAUGCCUUCAGAAUUUUAUCAGCUCAUCUAGAGAACGAGAUCAGAAAUAGUUUAAUUUAACCAUAAUUAGGAUGGAAUUACCGUAAUUUAUUAAAUUAAUGCUACGGUUAUAUCUCACCAUCAGGUUCGUCAUACGGUCACACCAAAACCCAUUGCCCAGUAUUCCUGGCCGUUGUGCAUAUUAAUAAUUUAAUGAAUUCAUAUCGUUUAAAAAUGAAAAUUUUUACGUGUAAGUAAAUUAGUCAUCAAAGUGUGUAGUGCGAAGGUGAAGGAAGUAAAUAUGUCUGUACAUUGUAUAGUUAAGGAACCAAUAAUAAUGCUGUACAUUUGAACGUUA